Molecule: messenger RNA, 957 nt
Organism: Brenthis ino (lesser marbled fritillary)
Lineage: Eukaryota; Metazoa; Arthropoda; Insecta; Lepidoptera; Nymphalidae
Source: the annotation of a GenBank genome assembly
AUGCCCAUCAGGACCAAGGUCCACGGUCCAGUAUCACAUCAUGAAAUAGUUUCGUGUAAACAUAUGAAACUGUAUAUAGCAGAUGAUUGUGUUAUAUUGAGUGGAGCAAAUUGUUCAAAUGAUUACUUUCAUCAGCGACAAGAUCGCUAUAUUGAAAUUCAGGAUGUUGAACUUGCAAAUUUUUAUUCUGAACUUAUAGAUGAAAUUGUUAAAUAUAGUAAGCAAGAUGGAAAAAAUAUAAAUUCUAAAAGUACAAAAGAUGCCUUGAUUAAAGAAGUAAGCAAAAGUAUUGAGUCUAUUAUAGACAGAUGGAAAAAUAAACAAUCUAUAAAAUUAUCUUCUUUAAUUGAUGACCAAUCAGACACAUGGGUGUUUCCUCUUAUACAAAUGGGUGAAUUCAAAAUCAAUCAAGACGAGCAAGCAACUUGUAGUAUUUUAUCGUCUGCACCUAAAGGCUCCUAUUUUCGCCUCGCAACAGGAUAUUUUAAUUUAACUGAAAAAUAUGCUACAAUUUUACUUAGAGAUUGCAAAGCCAGCAUAAGCUUAUUGAUGGCACAUCCAAAUGCUAAUGGAUUCAUGGGAGCUGCAGGGCCAGCUGGUGGGAUUCCUCAUGCUUAUUCUUUAAUAGCUAGGCAAUUUUGGCAAAAAGUAGUUGAAUACAAUCAAACUUGCAGAGUGCAGGUGUUAGAAUAUGAAAGACCUGGAUGGACUUUUCAUGCAAAGGGUCUAUGGUACUACCCUCCCGGCAGUGGAGUCCCGUGGGCAACAGUAGUGGGCUCUGCUAACUUGGGCGAGCGCUCGGUACGUCGCGACCUAGAGGCGCAAGCCGCCAUAUUUACCUCGUCACCUGAUUUGCAAAAAAGACUUCAUAGUGAAUGUUCGAAAUUACACGAUUUUGCUACAGAAUGCAGCAAAGAUUUGCAAGAGCGACAAGCUCCGUUAUGGGCUUUACGAGAU